Molecule: messenger RNA, 1206 nt
Organism: Teleopsis dalmanni
Lineage: Eukaryota; Metazoa; Arthropoda; Insecta; Diptera; Diopsidae
Exons: 2
Coding region: 1-1206 (401 amino acids)
Source: RefSeq, a predicted model, not a curated record
AUGAUUAAACGCAAAUACAUAUUAGUCAAAAUUAAUGGCACACCAUUAAAUUUGCAACUUGACACAACACCAGAUGUAACAAUAAUUUCUGGAGACAAUUGCAAAAAAAUCAAAGCCGAUAAUGUUAGCGAAUCAGAACAUACAGCACGCAGCGCAACAGAUGAGCUACCAUUGUCAGCAAAAUUUAAAUGCAACGUAGAAUAUCGAAAUCAACAGCAAAGUUUAACUUGUUUUGUUACUCCUAUACAAAAUCUCAACGUAAUGGGUUUAGAUUGGAUACAAGAAUUGAACUUAUGUAAUAUGCCAAUAAAUUCUAUUUGUAAUAAUAUUCGUCAGAAUCAGGAUAAUGUGUUCGAUGGCAAAAUGGGGUUAUGCACAAAAACAAAAGCAGUAAUCACAACGAAACCAAACGUUCAGCCAGUAUUUAGGCCAAAGCGUCCAGUCGCAUAUGCGGUACAACAACUAGUUGAAGAUGAACUCAAAAGACUCCAAGAAUUAAAGGUUAUUUCACCAGUAAACUUCUCCGCAUGGGCAGCACCUAUAGUUGUUGUGAAAAAAACAAACAGAAACGUAAGCAUAUGUGCUGAUUUCUCAACUGGUCUUAACAACUGCCUCGAAUCACAUCAAUACCCAUUACCAUUACCAGAAGAUAUAUUCUCAAAACUGGCAAAUUCAAAAAUAUUUAGCCAUAUAGAUUUAUCGGAUGCAUUCUUACAAAUCGAGGUUGAUGACGCAUCGAAACAUCUACUAACAAUAAAUACACACAUUGGGCUAUUCCAGUACAACAGAAUGGUUUUUGGAAUAAAAACAUUUCCAGUAAUUUUUCAACAAAUUAUGGACCAAAUGUUAGCAGGACUAAAUUGCACUGCAUUGUAUAUUGAUGACACAUUUGUUUUCGGUAAAACAGCAUCUGAACAUACAGACAAUUUAUAUGCAGUUCUUACAAGGCUACGUGAUUAUGGGUUUAAAUUAAAAUACGAAAAAUGUAAUUUCUUUGAAACUGAAAUUAAGUAUUUACGGUACAUCAUCAAUCAAGAAGGGUUAAAAUCUGAUCCAGAACGUAUUGCCGCUAUCAAGCAAAUGGCAGAACCAUCCAAAAUUAGAAUUACUAAUAAUUUACUUAAGUUAAAUCUAAAAUGGAAAUGGGACGCGAUACAUCAGAAGUGUUUCCAUCAUUUUAAAGCUAUAAUGUCAUCAAAUUUAUAA